CCCAUCUAUCCUCAAUCACCUGCAGGAUGGCAGGUUGCCCUCCGUGCCAUAAAACGUCUCUAUGCCCAGCGACAAUACAAGCAGUGCACUGCGCGCGUCUCGGAGCUGCUCAUAACCGCGCCAGAGCCAAUCCAUCCUGUUUACCAGACGUUCCUCUAUUUCUACAGCGCCAUCUGCUAUGAGGCAAUGGGCCUUUCCGCUCACAAUUAUUCUCGCAACAAGCUCCCAUUGCUGCACUCUGCUCUAGACUGUUUCACCAACUGCAGUGCUGUCUUGCCGAGCCCAGUCCCAACCACUGAGCGCUACUCACACAUUUCCGAGGCUUUGUUUACUUCAGUCCCCUCGGAUUCGUCCUCGUAUUCUGACUCCCCGGGAUCGAGAACUAGGCCCUCGAGCCUUGCAAGCAGCCUUGCGGACAUGAUCGAACGAUCUCUCAUCUACGGCAGCGUGGAUGGGGAUCCCUUUGUCUCACACGAUGGCGAUGAUCAAGACAGGCAGUUUCAAGAAGGGCUAUGCACAGGGAUUCUAGCGACAAGCGCCAGUCAAAGCCACUUGAUUCCCUCUCCCUUGAAUGUCAGAAAACCUUCCGGGGCUUCUAUUUCUAGCAUAUCAGGCACAUGUGGUGAUGCACCGAAAGCAAGCAAGACCAGUGAUUUACAUGCUUGGACAAAUCGCCCAGCAGCCAGCAGUGUCGGCACAAGCAAGAUUCCUCUUGCUCGUCCACCUUCCAAGGUUCCUCUCAAAGUUGCUCCACGACCCGUUCGAACCCCUUCUCCCGAGCCUCGACACGGGACACAUUUUGCAGAAGCCAUUUCUAGCUUGGAAGAAGGGCGGAGAAUUCUUCCAUACCCCACAGAGUACACCAACCAUAUCUCAAACUACAACAGCAGUAUACGCUCUCUUAACACCCAGAUCACCUCGAGCAUCACCACAAUCCGGGCCAUGAUUGAGGAAGUAACCGAGAUGCAGCACGCUCGCCGGGUGUCGAAGAGUAUCCGACGUUCGGCAUCUUUCUGGAGCUUCAGUCCUGUGAAGGAGAGGGAUCGGACUUCUUCGUCGGCCGUAUCUCGUGCCAAGUCUGCUGAUAACAGCUCGGGACGAGUACUCGUCACAGAGAGCAUGGAGCAGCGGAUUGAGAGGCUACGCAGUGAAGGGUGGCAGACAGUCGGAACCAAGUCUCAGCGGCGAGGGUGGAAGGGAGAGGAGUACUACCGGGCCUACUGCUCUAGAGUCUUGGAAGAGCUAUACCUGAAG
Molecule: messenger RNA, 1254 nt
Organism: Aspergillus fijiensis CBS 313.89
Lineage: Eukaryota; Fungi; Ascomycota; Eurotiomycetes; Eurotiales; Aspergillaceae
Exons: 2
Source: RefSeq, a predicted model, not a curated record